AGAAUGGCAGUCCCAUAACCCACACUGCAACAUACGGUCCUCUAUUUUAUUUCAGUCAUUUUCCUCACUUGUAUCUUACUUUAUACACGUAAAUAUUAAUCUUUCUUUUGUUUGUUUCAUUUUGUGAGUUUCGUAUUUCAGUGGUGUUCACGAACGCAGCGUAACUGAAACCAACAAGGUUUCGGUUCGGUGACGGUCCUGAAAGCUGAAAACACCAACGGAAAUCCAUUCUAACUUUAGUUGUCAUGGCGACCACAUCCAUCACCACCGCCGGUGGAGUUGUGAUCGUAACUCAAGUCAUCCCCAAAGAUGACUCCUCCAUUCCGCUCCAGACUCCUGCAAACUCUGCAUCAAAGGCUCCACCCACUGAUGCAAAGACUCCGCCUCCUCCUUCUAAAGAAGUAACAAAGGCCUCCACCUUCCUGCGUGGGGAGCCCCAUGGCCUCGGGGUUGUCCAGAUCUUCAUCGGUCUGCUGUGUGUUGUGUUUAGUCUGACCGCUAUCCUCUCACCAACCAUGAUGGUCCACGCCCCGUUUGCCCUCGGAGCUAUGUUUGUUGUUUCAGGCUCUCUGUCAGUGAUGGCCAGAAAUGGAACUUCCGUCAGACUGGUGUGUGUGUCUCUGCUGUUCAACACAUUCAGCGCCGUCCUUGGCCUGGUGGGUGUGGUCUACCUCUGUUUCCUGCUGGCUGACACUCCUCCCGCUGACAAGAUUUGUAGCAGUGCUGAUGACAGCAGCACCUUGUACCAAUCAAAGUGUUCCAGCAAUUUGUGGAGGUUGAAUAUUAUUCUGUACGGACUUCUGGGCCUCUUCCUGGUUCUGUUCAUCCUUCAAGUUUGUGUCUCCAUCACAAUUUCGAUUUUCUCUGGAAGAUUGCUCCGGAGCUACAAACGUUAUUCUCACCUCACGGUGGAUGACAGCAGCAUUCCUGUUGAGUCGGACCUCCAAUCCAACUCUCCCUGAGAGGGGAUGGAGGGCUCCAUCUCCAUCCGUCUCUCCGUGGAAUCCAUCACUGAUCUUUAUGUAUUUCCUGGUUCUAGUGUUGACGGUUCUAAACCGUGUAAAUGUGAUUUUUAGUGAUUGAAUCUUGCAAUAAUAGCUUACUGCCUGUGUGUAUCUACCGGUACUUUUUUUUUCUUUGAAUUAUUCUCUUAAGUGUAUCAAUAAAGUCUAUUCUUUUCUAAACCAGCUUGAUCAAGUAUAACAAAUUCAAAUCAGCAGUUUUCAGAUUGUAAAGAUAAAAUUUCUAUGAAAUGUAACUUAAAACUGGUUUUAUUUCAGAAUUAAACGGGAGAAAAUACUAUAAAA
Messenger RNA from Nothobranchius furzeri (turquoise killifish), 1307 nucleotides. Its product is annotated as membrane-spanning 4-domains subfamily A member 4A. NCBI's taxonomy places the organism in Eukaryota, Metazoa, Chordata, Actinopteri, Cyprinodontiformes, Nothobranchiidae. The record is from RefSeq and is a predicted model, not a curated record. Gene Ontology annotation, cellular component: membrane.